Messenger RNA from Geodia barretti, 201 nucleotides. The record is from the annotation of a GenBank genome assembly. NCBI's taxonomy places the organism in Eukaryota, Metazoa, Porifera, Demospongiae, Tetractinellida, Geodiidae.
AUGGGUAUGAUCAACCGUUUCCUGUCCACCACCGACACCGCUGCAUGGGCCCCGUGGCUGGUCCUCGGCGCCAUGGCCCUCUACAUAGUGGGCUACGUGGACGCCGGAGUGCACGCUGCUGCCGUCGGUUCGCCCGGCGUCCUGGGCACCGUUCACGAGUUCUUCCACCACGCCCGCCACGUUGCCUUCAUGUGCCAUUAG